Molecule: messenger RNA, 524 nt
Organism: Orbicella faveolata
Lineage: Eukaryota; Metazoa; Cnidaria; Anthozoa; Scleractinia; Merulinidae
Product: 2-(3-amino-3-carboxypropyl)histidine synthase subunit 1-like
Source: RefSeq, a predicted model, not a curated record
UUUACGAGCACAAUCGGGGUACGUCUAGUUGUCCCUAGCAGAGCGUUUACAAGGCAUUUAUGCAUGGAGGUUUACCGUGGCGCUGAGGUAACCUGUGGGGAAGAAGUAUAUCUUCGGAAUCUUACAUGCAGUGAGACUCAGAAUGGUCAGCGGAAAAGAAACAGCAUGGCGGAAGUAACGGGGGAAAAUAAGGAAACGAGUUUAACCCGUGUUUCUGCCAAGAGCAGCAACAGAAGAAGAUUUGUUGGAACUAAGUCCCAUCCUGGUCAGAAAACAGACAAACUUGCAGAGGUUGGUGCAAAUUCCCGACGAGUUGUGCGACAAAUUCCCGAUGAGAUACUUCACAAUUCAGAGCUACAGGAUGCUGUUAGGCAGGUGAAGAAUAUUUGGAGCAUUUCCUUUGCUUAUAAUUUUUUUAAACCAAGUGGAAAUUUACAUGGUUUUGGUACCUCUUAGGGUGUUCAGUCUCAAAAGGUCCACAGCGGGAGCUUUUGCAGUACAAAAAGCUCCUCUUAGGGUGUUGA